Messenger RNA from Tarenaya hassleriana, 1040 nucleotides. Its product is annotated as universal stress protein Slr1101-like. NCBI's taxonomy places the organism in Eukaryota, Viridiplantae, Streptophyta, Magnoliopsida, Brassicales, Cleomaceae. The transcript is spliced from 4 exons. The record is from RefSeq and is a predicted model, not a curated record. Bases 372 to 872 code for a protein of 166 amino acids.
UUUAUCAAAAGAAAAUAAUGGCGUAAUUGAAAGAAACAAGAGAUGGAAAAUGAAUGUGACACAUAUUGCCAUUGGGUCCACCCAUUUGAUAGGAGUAAUCAAAAUGAAAAUUAAAAUGCAUUGGGAUUACAUUUUAUUAUAACCCAGGUGCUCUGUAUCAGUUGUAUUUCAACAGAAAUAACGGCCUCUGUAAAUACACACGUAUGAAUGUAUAAGCGCGUGUAUAUGCCGAGUUUCAUUUAAACAGAGCAAUGUACAUUCGGAAGCAAUGCAACAGAAAAUUUUCCAUCCCUUGUUUCUUCCUCUGCUUUACAUUUUCCCGCAUUUUCUCUCUAGCCAAACACCUCUCGGCUUGCUCCUGAUAAGAACCCAUGGCGACUGCUGCUGGAGAAGAGAAGCCGGUGAUGAUCGUCGGAAUGGACACGAGCGAUCACAGCACGUACGCGCUUGAGUGGACGCUGGACCACUUCUUCGUCCCCUAUGCUCCGAAUCCACCGUUCAGGCUCUUCGUUUUCUACGCCAAACAUUCUUCGCCGUAUCGCUACAUGGAACCUUUUGCAUUGCCUAUCGUGGACUCUCAUUUGAAGCAGGUUGCUGCCGGAGUUAUGGAAAGAGCCGAGCAAAUCUGCCUCAGUAAAUCGGUAACUGGUGCAAGAUUUAAAGUGGUGGACGGAGACCCUAGACUUGUUCUGUGUGAUGCUGUGGACAAACACGCUGCUUCAGUCCUGGUUGUUGGCAAUCAUGGAUAUGGAGCUAUCAAAAGGGCGAUUCUGGGGAGUGUGAGCGACUACUGCGCUCAUCAUGCGCAUUGCACCGUCAUGAUCGCCAAGAAACCCAAGAUCAAAAAAGCUAAAUCUGCCUCUCCCGUUUAAACAAGCGUCAAGCUACAUUGAUUGAUCCCAUUUUUGUAUAUAGAAUAAAACAAUCUAUAUUCGUGCAUGUGGUGUUUGUGUUUGGAACCAAAAAAGAUGGAAGUUUGUGAAUAGGUAUAAUGGUACGGACUCUGUGUCUUGUUGUUGUUCAUGAUUCCCCCAUGGAAU